AGAAAUGUCCGCUAAAAUGGCGGUUGUCUAACUUGGUGUAAACAAACUGAGUUGACUCGAAUAUCUAGCUAGAUAAUAGAUCUAGAUCUUCUAGAUCUAGAUCUAUACAGUAAAAAAUUAGGCUACAGAUAAAAUCUAUCUAGAUUGGAUCUACUAGUACUAUGACUAGAUCUAGAUAGACUAUAUUAUAAAUGCAAAAUGCUGCUGAGGUCCCUAUUUCACUGACUGUUGGCAUCGCUACAUCUUUUACUAGUUUCUGUGUGCCUGUAACAACUAGAUCUAAGCACUUUCAUGAUCGAAACUGCGGCCAUUUAGUAGAAUUUAAUAAGAAUAUAAACUCAACUAUGUCACAAAGUGUAAAGGGUUGGUCAUAUCUUCAAGAAAAACAAGGUUUUUCCUGGGAUAAAUAUCUGAAAGAGAAUGCUGCUAAAGCUGCUCCUGCCUCAUGUUUUAAACAGGCUGCCACACCACCGAUUAAUGAGUUUAAUAAAGGAAUGAAAGUAGAAGCUAGUGACCCAAGGAAUCACACUUCUAGUUGUAUUGCAACUGUGAUAGACAUGCAAGGACCACGUCUCCGUCUGCGGCUUGAUGGGAGUGACGAUAAGAAUGAUUUCUGGCGUUUGGUUGAUUCAGGAGAUUUGCAUCCAGUUGGUUUUUGUGAAAAAAAUAAAGGGAUGCUGCAACCUCCUUUAGGGUUUCGCAUGAACUCCUCAAGUUGGCCAGGAUUUUUGCAAAGAACAUUAAAUGGUGCAACAUGUGCACCCGAUCAAUGUUUUAAAAAGGAGCCUUCAACUCCAACAAGAAACAUGUUUCAAGUGGGUCAGAAGCUGGAAGCAGUAGAUAGGAAAAACCCAGCUUUAAUCUGCCCUGCAACUAUUGGAGCUGUCAAUGAGGACCAGAUUCAUGUAACCUUUGAUGGUUGGCGUGGAGCUUUUGACUAUUGGUGUCGUUAUGAUUCAAGAGAUAUAUUUCCAGUUGGCUGGUGUGAAAGUAGUGGCCAUCCACUUCAAAGUCCUGGAGUGAAAGCGUCCUCCUACAAGUCACUGAAAGUCUCACGGGAAAGCAAUGAAUUAAGUGUGAAUGUAAGCAGUGGACACAGUGUCAGUCCUUCACAAGCAAGCCCUUUGACUCCAAGCUCAGGGGAAAUAAGUCAGCCCUCACCUCAUGAGAGUACAGUCACUAGCUCUGAGCCUGACACAACUGGAUCAGAUUCUGACAAAAUUUGUGUCUAUGUGAACCAUACUUGCUACUGUGGCAGCUUGUUGUCUCCUCGAAGUGUGAAUGAAGUUAUGCCCCAUCAGUUUGGUCCAGGCAAUAUAAGUAAAGUACUGAUUGACUUAGUGGAUGCUUGCAUAGCAUGCUCUUUACAGCAGAGGCAGGUUUUUGACCUUUUGAAAAUGGCAGCACCAGGAACUGGAAAAAUUACUGUGACUGCAACUUGCAAUAACAGAACAUUCACAAAAAGAAUAGUUUCAUAUGACAAAACAUCAGAGUUUAUCCAGUUUCUGGAAGGCUUUAGGGAAAGUCUUGGCUGUUGUGAACAUUUUAUCAGUGUGAAUGCAAACAUUCGGCCAUGUUUGAAAUGUGUUAAUGGAAGAUCCAAAACUGGCCAUAAGAGACCAGCUUCUUGGCUGCCUGAUUCAGAAGAUGACAGUUAUGCUCCAAAGUCAGAUCGCAGACGUUGGUCUACUGAAUCUUCAGAAAGUUCAAGGGGAGCUUCCAAAAUAUCAAAGUUUACAAUGCCCAAAACUGCUACAGCCUUUGAAGCUGAUGAAAUAUACAGUCAGGCCAGCUCCACUACAGGUGAAACCAAUCAUCAAUCUCUGCCUCUGAUGUCUGCUGUACGUACUACAGAUCCAUCUGAAUGGAGUGUGGAAGAAGUUAUGUCUCAUAUUAAAGAAACAGAUGUAGGACUCACGCCUUAUGUUGAACACUUUAGAAGACAUGAAAUAGAUGGCAAAGCUUUUCUACUUUUAAAAAGUGAAAUGAUGCUGAAAUACAUGGGUCUGAAACUAGGGCCAGUGGUCAAAUUGUGCAACAUUAUAGACAAAUUGAAGGCAAGGUGCAGCAAAUAAAACUGUUGUGGUUCCAUCAGGUGGAGGAGUUUGAAAACAUCAUUGGUUCAACAAGACUGGAAUAGUGGCUGAAAUAUAGUUAUGCAAUUUUUGGUUGGUAAAGUUGUCAAUCCAUGUGUUGAUAUUUGCUAUUACAAACUUUGAACGGGUAAUUUCAAAUGUUCUUAGAUUGAAUGUCAUGUAAGUGUUAGGAUGUCAACUGUCACCAUCAUGCGUGUGUCCUUGACCUAAAUUCAUUUCACACUAAGUAAUACACAAAUAAAAUUGUAGCUCUCCCACUUUGGUUAACUCUACAAAAGCUUGUCUUUCUAGACUUACAGGCUACUCUGGGGCCUUUCUUUACUCACAGACAGACUUUGGGGCCUUUCUGUGCUCUGCAUAUGCACAUCUUUUUGUUUUCUUUUCAAAAACAUUGUUCAGAGAUUUUACUACAGAUUUUUAUUUUCAUAUUCUGAUAUAUUCCACACAAAUUAUAAAUCAUACAUUUUGUUCUUUAUUUUAUAAAAUUUCAAUUCCAAAGAGAAUGUGUCUCUAAUGUGGCUGUGAGUGAAACUAUACAGGUAGUUGAAACAACUAAACAAUGUAUUGUAACAUAGAAUUAGUCUGACCUGGUGAUGUAGUACUGCAGCUUUUUGCUAUGACAUUCUUUUUUUUCCCUUGCUAUUUUUAUGUUUUGUUUUGUCUGACAUUUUGUUUGAUUGAUUGAUUCAGCGUGUCUUACAGUUUAGUAUUUUCUCUGGAGCUGAGGCAAUGCUCAUUUGUUUGUAAUAACUCAAAAUAAAAUCAAACUAUUUAAAAUGAGGACAAAUUUAAGUUUAACUAGUAGAGUUUGCCCAAUAAUUCUUGUCAGUUGUUGAAACAUUGUCUUUUUAAAAUCAAAUAUUAGUUACAUCUUAAAUCAAAGAGCCAUUGUCAUUAUAUCAUUUAAUUGAACAUUGUAAUUUCACUUGAGUUGCUAAGUUGUAAAGAUAGAUACAAAAUUAAGGUUUAAAUUACACAAUGUAUUUCAUAGGAGUUGAUAGUUCUAAUUUUAGAAAUCUUAAUAUGUGAUUAAGAUAUGUUUUUUGUUUCCAUAACAUUUCUGGCUACUUUGAAGUCUUUCUUCUUUAUAUAUCUGUCUAUCAAUAUAUCUAUCUAUAUAUAUAUAUAUUACUGCUUCAUUGAAAUUAUGUUCUCAUGUACAUGCUUAGUCUAAAUCUAUCUGAAGGAAUAUGUAUCAAAGGUCUCUGUCUUCAUCUUUUCCUUAUUACAAGAUAGACAUUGUGAGACAGUUUUCUUUGCCCAGGGCUAGACAUACAAAGUGAUUCUUAUCACUUUUUUUUUUAUUUCAGAAUGACCAGCCAGACUAUGAUCAUUGUAGUUCAACUAUUUUGACUUUGAUCUUGCACAAUAGUAUAUAGUAGAAAUAAUGGAAACUUUUUCUAUUUCUAAAGCAGUAAACUGAUUACUUCUAUCAGUUGAAAUUCAGCAAAUGGAGGUAGAUCAAACUAUUGAUCUAUUCAUUGUUGACCUGUUACAUUAUCAAAAAUAGUCAUCUAAUCAGUUUUCUAGCUCUUAAUUUGUCUGUUAUUUUAAUACUUCUAGUCUGUGUGUUGACAACUUCUACAUCAGAUUUUUCCAUUUAGCCUUAUAAUAUGUGAUCAGAUAUUGUACAUAGCUAUGUCCUUUGUCAUGCACAUGUUUCUUCAUUUGAACCUGUGUAGCCAGAGUUUGAUAUUAGUUGGUUCAACAUUUGCCCUGAAAGAGUUUUUCAACACACAAUGUAGUGUUUGAAUAUUGGAAAGUUGUAGAGAAGAAAGAAUUAUUGAGAAAAUAAAUCCUUGCCUAUACCUAGACUUAGUCAACCUCUAAUCUUAAUUUGUACAGAAUAUUAAACAUUUCUGGCAUUUACACCCAACAGUCACCUCUUGUUUUUAUUCACCAUGGAUAAAGUCUUAUCUCCUGAGGUCAAUUUUAGACCACCUAUUGUCUUCUGUGGGUCUUUCUUGCCUUCUGUUUUCUAGUUUGGGCAAGUUGUCUGCUGAGGGCCAUUCUGUUGUCUGUGCUCCUCCUUAGUAGAACAAGAAAACUAAGUGUGCCAUUGUUAGUGUAAACAAUUGAGUGUACUUGCUGUAAUAAAAGAAUUACCAUAAUACUGGAAUGUUGGAAUAAUUUUGACUUACUGAAUAAGAAACUCAAAUAUCUAUCCAUUGACUUGACUGAACUCACUGAUAGAGAUAUAAUCCAUGUAGUAUUUGGUUGUUUUACUAGUGGCCAUCAGUGAGACUCUAGUUCCAGUUCUGGUUGUGAAGUAAUUCUCUGUUGAAGUCUGGACUUAAUGUUUCCUAUAUCUUGUUACCUACCAAAGUCCUUCCCCUCUUUUUAUGCAAAACUCUUUUGAUUUCAACCUUUUGUUUUCCUUCUCCAAUUGAGCCAACAGGGUGCUUAACUACUGAGUAUUUUUAGUUUUCAAAUUUCGUGUCUUGGUUUCAAUCUUAAACUUCAUUAGAACAUAUCUUGUAUGUAAAUAAUUUGUCAUGACAACGAUGCCAAAUUGGAGUUGUCUAAAGUUUAUUAUUUUCCUUUUUUUUUUCAUUAAAAUAACUUUUAAACUUUUGAUUGUUCCAAUUGUCACCUGCUUUAUAUUAUUCAACUCACUGCUUUGUACAAUAUUGAAACUGGUGAAAAUGUUCAGCUUUCAAAAAAAUAUUUUAUUGUCUCAUAGUAACUUUAGUCAUACAAUGGACUAUAAUUACUUAAACUAGUAAUGACAUUUGGGUUUGAAAUCAAAUAGAAACAGACAUCCGAAACUACAAUGUUUGAAAAGGUAUUUGAGUUGUCUCACCAUAAAAUUGGCUCUUUUCCUUACAUCACAAAUAUUUUUGUUAAGAAACUACUAGCAACUUACUAGAGAUUAAUUCAAUUCUUUGUAGAUACAUUGAUGUUCAACAAAUGAUUUUUUAAUUUAGCUAGAUUUCAUUCAUGCUUUACAGAUACCAUAACAUUACAAAUGGUAUGACAACAAUUUGGUAGACAUUGAUUUUAAGGUGUGUUUUUUUUUUCCAUAAACUGCAGUAUUUGAAGAUAGACUUCAAUUUCAAUUUUUAUUCUUGGGUCAAUCAAUUUUUUUUAAAUAGAAUUUUCUGUUCUGUUUUUCUUGAUGAUAAUAAAACAAUUGUUACUAAA
Molecule: messenger RNA, 5240 nt
Organism: Biomphalaria glabrata
Lineage: Eukaryota; Metazoa; Mollusca; Gastropoda; Planorbidae
Product: sex comb on midleg-like protein 2
Exons: 13
Coding region: 192-2075 (627 amino acids)
Biological process (GO): regulation of DNA-templated transcription
Cellular component (GO): nucleus
Molecular function (GO): protein binding
Source: RefSeq, a predicted model, not a curated record